AUGAAGCGGGACGGACACUCGUUGUAUUCCAGGCGGCAGUCGCAGCAGGACCCGCCGUCGAGGUGGGAGCAUGAGGCGGCACAGGAGGAGGCGCAGGGGGAAGAAGCGGCGAAGGUCUCGCUCGAGAUCAAGAAAGCGCCGAAAGGUGAUGCCAGCACGUAUUCUCCCAGCAAGGCCGAGGACAAAGACUCCGAAAGCGACGAGGAAAGCGAGCGGAGUGAGGACAAGCAACAAGCUGCCAAAGAAGCAGCCGUGAAAGCUACCGAAAAGGCACUCACGCAAGCUCGGAAGGCCGUCCAAGAUGCUAUAAAGGAAGAAGAAGCGAGGCAACGCGCCCAGGUCGAGGGCGACGUUCUUGCAGUGCAAGCCGAGGUGGAGCAGGAGAUUGCGGCCAGACUGUCGGAUGCCAAGGAGAAGCUGAUGGCAGAAAAGGCUUCGCGACUGCAGGAGGCUGAGGAGAGGCUUGACCAGGUUUUCGCCUGUCGCCUGCAAGACGCCACAGCCAACAUGCGCAAAGCUAUCCAGGCAAAUGUUGACGAGGGUCGCAAGGAGCUCGAAGCCAAGGCCCAGAAGGCUCUCCAGGAUGCUCGAGCAAAGCAGCUUAAUGGACAGGCGGAGAAGCUUCAAGAGGCCGAGAAGCGGCUGAAAGAUGCAAAGGCGAGAUUAAGCAAUCUGAAAGGCGACACCUCCAAAGGCAAUGACGAUGGGUCAGAAGAGGCCAGCGCCAACGAAGAUGAGGAGGAGGAGGAAGAAGAAGAGGAGGAGAUCGGUUCUGAUGAGUCUGGGAGCGACUCGGGCUGA
Molecule: messenger RNA, 801 nt
Organism: Symbiodinium sp. CCMP2592
Lineage: Eukaryota; Dinophyceae; Suessiales; Symbiodiniaceae
Source: the annotation of a GenBank genome assembly